Molecule: messenger RNA, 1085 nt
Organism: Cokeromyces recurvatus
Lineage: Eukaryota; Fungi; Mucoromycota; Mucoromycetes; Mucorales; Mucoraceae
Product: protein-tyrosine phosphatase-like protein
Exons: 5
Coding region: 130-789 (219 amino acids)
Biological process (GO): dephosphorylation
Molecular function (GO): phosphatidylglycerophosphatase activity; phosphatidylinositol-4,5-bisphosphate 5-phosphatase activity; protein tyrosine/serine/threonine phosphatase activity
Source: RefSeq, a predicted model, not a curated record
AAAUAUUUAUAUAAAAUUUUUUUUUAUCAUUCUAUCAUGUAUUUUAUAUGUUGAAGCUAUAAGAAACUAUUCAAAAAUUCCUCCCCCCCCCUCUUUGAAAAGAAUAAAUAAGAGCAAAAAGUUACAAUAAUGUUGAAAAGACAUAAUUUAGAACAACAAGAAUCAUUUUUAAAGCUAACUGAGGAUAUACGAGACUUAGAAAAAAGACAUGGAAAUGAUAAAGAGGGAAUUGUAUCAAAUACCGUAUUUACACCUUUAAUAGACGAUACGCUUAAAAGGGCAUCUUUAAGAAAAGAUAGCAUAUUAAAACGAUUCAUAUUCUAUAUAUCACUCUAUUAUAAUAAGCUAGCCGUUAAUGUAUUUGGGUUUAUAACCGGUUGGAAUUGGUAUAAUAGAAUCGAUGAGCUUGUUAUAUUAGGUGCUUUACCUACAUCAACAUUCAUUAAAAGAUUACAUCAACAAGAAAGAGUGGGUACAAUAGUUAACUUAUGCAUCGAAUUCCCAGGUCAUGAGAAACUAUAUGAUGAGUUAAAUAUGAAACAAAUAAGACUAGAAACAAAUGAUUUUAAAGUACCUUCACUCGAGACUAUUCAUAAAGGAAUAGACGAGAUUAUGUCAAUUAAGAAUGAACAACAAAUUCCUUUUAAUAGUAUAUAUUUACAUUGUAAAGCUGGAAGAGGUAGAAGUGCAGCCAUUGCUUUUUGUUAUUUAUUAAGAACUUAUAAUUUAAACUUAUUUGAAUGUCAAAAGGUUUUAAUGGAAAAGAGAAUCCAGGAAAGACUUGAAUAGGCGUAGAAUUAUUAAUGAUGCCUAUAUUUACAUUUAUUUAUUUAUUUUUGUAGGUCGAUAGAGAUCUAUACGAAAAGGAUGAAAUCAAAGCAUUUUACAAGGAUGUAUUAGCAGAUGUAAAAGCAGGAAAAUAUACAAGAAAGCCUUUUUUUGUAAAGGAAAAGACACCUUGAUAAAAUAAGUCAGAUAAUGAUAGAAUAAUUUUUUUUUCUUCUUCUUCUUCUUCUCCCCCGCAUAAUUAUUAGUUUCUCCUCCUGAAUGUUUGUAACGUCGUAUUUUAUUAAUCCCGAUCUUUU